Messenger RNA from Puntigrus tetrazona (Sumatra barb), 2736 nucleotides. Its product is annotated as zinc finger protein 513-like. Gene Ontology annotation, molecular function: DNA-binding transcription factor activity; RNA polymerase II cis-regulatory region sequence-specific DNA binding. The coding region runs from base 600 to 2219 and encodes 539 amino acids. The record is from RefSeq and is a predicted model, not a curated record. NCBI's taxonomy places the organism in Eukaryota, Metazoa, Chordata, Actinopteri, Cypriniformes, Cyprinidae. Gene Ontology annotation, biological process: regulation of transcription by RNA polymerase II. The transcript is spliced from 4 exons.
CAUCACAACACAACUCCAGCAGCAAUGAAACUUGUACACUUUGACUUCUUCAACACUUGGAGACACUUUACAGGGAUAAAACCCCACCCGGACGACUAGUCUGCUCAUGGAGAGCCGCUGAGAUCCCCGCUGCCGGCGGUCCAGUGCUUAUAAACACUGGACUUUUAUUCUAUGUUCUCUUUCCUGGGCUAGCCGGUCAUGCUAGUUAGCCUGCGUCUGGUAACAAGAUAAACACAAACUGUACCCUGUAUAUUUUCAUGUUUCAUUGAUGUGGAUUAAUCACGGGCUCGUGGAGCCAGUCUCGCGACGUAAAAGUCGUACGGUCGCGUAUGGCAGCGUUUCUGCAGUUUUGUCCAUGAAUUAUGUAUGCAGCUUGAUAUUAGCUGACGCUAACUGAAAGAAUAACAGGGGGCUUUCUCUUGUUUCGGAUAUGAUUUGUGGGGACCCGCGGUGCGAGACGCGUUAGAUUCGGGCUUUGUGAGUGAUUUGAGGAACUCUUUGUUCGGGAGAGGAAGAGGAAAAUGAGGAAGAGGAAGGUGAUGGUGAUGAAGAUCAGCUCGAAAGGGAACUGCUGAUUAUAAACAGACACUUUCAGAAAAAUGCCUAGAAGAAAACAGUCUAACCCACAGCCUGUGAAAUUGGGAGCUGAAGAUGGGGCGGCAGUCGGAAAUCAGGAAAACCUGGUUCUGGAGAGCGACUUCCUCCUGGGACAGGAACUGGGCUUUGGAGAAAAUGACUACAGGAUCGUGGGUUUUGAGAGGGACUCGGACUCCGUCACGGCUGAUAUGGGAAUGCCAGUGUACGGCUUCAGCGACGAGGACUGCUCCAGCUACAACCGUCUCAGCAUGGAGAGCGACUUCGAGGACCCGCGGGACACGGAGAGCGAGCGGGAGGAGAUGGGCCCCGACGCGGCGUUCGCCCCGUACCUCUCCUGCAGGCAGUGCGGUCAGCUGCUGGGCGACCCGCUGAGCGGAGCGCUGGACCUCGCCGCCGGACUCUACUGCCUCCAGUGCGGCGCCGAGGGCGGAGACACCGACCGGCUGGACCGUCCGUCCGAGGAGGCCCACCCGGCGGACGCCGCGCAGGGCAAGCUGAACCGCGGCAGAUCCACGCCCGACGGAGGCUCGGGUAAAACGUACUCCUGCAAGCUGUGCAGCUUCAGCUCGCGCUACUCCAAUCACCUGAAGAGGCACAUGAAGACGCACAAUGGCGAGAAGCCCUACCGCUGCCAGCAGUGCUCCUACGCCUCCGCCCAGCUGGUCAACCUGCAGCGGCACGUGCGCACGCACACGGGCGAGAAGCCCUACAAAUGCGAGUUCUGCACCUUCGCUUGCAACUCUCUGGGAAACCUGAAGAGGCACCAGCGCAUGCACACGCAGGAGAAGGACCUCAACUGCGCUCAGUGCGACUUCAGAGCCAACAACAGCCACUCCUUGAAGAAACACGUGAUGAGCGCCUUCACGGAAGAGUCUGUGGUGUCUGACCUGACUCUGCACAUCAGCAGCGACCCCGACUUCCUCCAAAGCUACGACGCCCGCCACCCCCCCGCCCUGCUGCACGCCGAGGGUCUGGCCAAAGAGUCGGACCCCCUGCCCGAGCUGCUAUUCCCCUUCACGUGCCGCGUGUGCGGAGCGGUGCUGGAGGACGAGGAGGGCACGGCGGCUCAGAUCUGCAGCAAAUGCACACUGGACAUGCUGUCCAAAAGCUCGCCGAGCAGCCCGGAGAAAGGCGACAAGCUGUACUCGUGCACGUCGUGUCCGUUCGUCACGCAGUACCCCAACCACCUCGCGCGGCACAUGAAGACUCACAGCGGAGAGAAGCCCUACAAGUGCCCGCAGUGCAAUUACGCCUCCGCCCACUUCGACAACCUCAAGCGGCACCACCGCGUCCACACGGGCGAGAAGCCCUACAAGUGCCGCGCGUGCGACUACGCCUGCGGGAACCUGGCCAACCUGAAGCGGCACGAGCGCAUCCACUCGGGCGCCAAGCCCUUCCAGUGCAGCGUGUGCAGCUACAGCUGCAACCAGAGCAUGAACCUGAAACGCCACAUGCUGCGGCACACCGGAGAGAAGCCCUUCAAGUGCCAGGAGUGCGGAUACACCACGGGCCACUGGGACAAUUACAAACGCCACCAGAAGAAGCACGGCCACUCCGCCGAAGGCUGGAUCAAGAUGCAGCUGCCGGAGAAAGAGGAAGAGGAGGAGGAAGGAGAAAUGUAGUGGGAGCUCUCGGUGAUGUCUAACUCCAGUUGCCUUAUCGUUAUUGUUAUUCCUGUUGUUGCGUUCGGAGGAAUCCGUGUGGUGAUGGUGUGUCGCGACAGGGCCGGCGUGCUGAUUUUUAUUUUAUUUUUCACUUGAUUGUAUUUUGUCCAACUGUUUACAGCAGCUGAUUUCAAUCACAGAAUCAGAGGUUUGCAGUUUAAGGUCGUCAUCUUGAACUGAAAGAGCACAUUUCUGCAACACCGGGUGAAUCUCACAGAAAUCUAACAGGCUGUAUUUCACCCUACUAUUAAGGAAAAAAACAUGAAGUUAUACUUUGCAUGAAAAAAUGAGGUUUGUUUUAUGUUAUUUUUUUAAUUGAAUCAACCGUGUAAUAAGCUUAAGAUCGUAAUGGUAAAUAGCGAAAUUAUUUUUUACAUUAGUUUCAAUCAGUUUCAAUUUUUUUUUUUUUAUUUUUAGGUUUUAAGAAUGAGGCAUGUUUCUUAUGAGCAUUGAGAUUUGUUUUAUUUUGCAUUUU